AUGCAGUUCAGAAUAAUAAAUUAAUUAAACUUUCUGAAAUUAAAUAGCUAAAAAUAGAGAGGAAAUAAUAGAUCUCAAAGAAAAUUUCGAUAAAAAUCAGAAAGUAAAUAUAGAUAUAAAAUAAUAAUUGAAAAAAGAAAGGAUAAAAUUAAUAGAUUAAAUAAAGAAGCAAAUUAAAUAAGCACAUUAAAUGAUAUAUUAACAAAAAGAAAUAAAAAGUUUAAAAAUAGAAAUUACUAGAAUGGAAAAUGGAUUGAAAUAGGAUAUUGA
Messenger RNA from Paramecium sonneborni, 270 nucleotides. Lineage: Eukaryota; Ciliophora; Oligohymenophorea; Peniculida; Parameciidae. The record is from the annotation of a GenBank genome assembly.